CCUUUCCUUCCCCGUCUCACCCAUCUGUCCCUCCCUCUUACUCUCCCCCUGUUUCCUCCCCUCUAUAUCUAUUUCUCUCUCGCAGCAGAGAAACUUUCAGUUCUGCACCGUGCGCCCUACACAAGGUGGAACUAGAGAAGGCAACAGCCAAACCAGGACUCCUAGAGGGGCAAGUGCCAGUUAACUGAGUGCCAGGUAUAAACUGAAGUAGAGAGCACAGAAGCAGAAGAUCAUAGAAGAAAGUUUUUAGAAGGUGGCAGUUGGGGGACAGAGACAAGACAGAGAAGAACUCAAGUCAUUGGCUAUACAGAGUGACUGGCAGAGAAGAUCCAAGCACAGUUCCACAACUAGUGCCAUGCACCUUACACCAGGUGGGGCCCCUGACUGGUGCCCGGACCCCCGUGUUUUAAAAGUUACAGUCGGGGGUCACUGCCCCCAGAAAGAGCCCCAAUCUCCCGUGUCCCGUGGCUCCAGAAGGUACCUGAUCUGCCUGGAUUUGCUGUGUCUCUGUAUAGUCUCUAUACCCUUUCUCAUAUGUGAGCUGGGUGUGGUGCCACCUGUUCACCGGGGAUUUUUCUGCGAUGACACCACAAUUCAAUUCCCGGUGAUACACCAAGAAACCAUAAGUGACACAGUACUGAUCAGCGUUGGGAUUCUCAUCACCGGGGUCACGAUUGCCUUGGGGGAAUGUUACAGGGUCAGCCGACAGAAUAACUCCAAGUGCCGCCCUAGAGAAGGCUACUUAGCAGCCGUGUACUACCAACUUCUCCCCUUCUUGUUUGGUUCUGCCUUGGGACAGUCUAUAACCAAUGUGGCCAAACUCAGUGCCGGGCGCCUGAGGCCAAACUUUCUAGCGGUGUGCCAGCCGGAGGGCCUCAACUGUACCACUGGCUACAUUGAAACCUACAGAUGUACCGGGGAUGCAGGAGCCGUAACGGAGGCCAGGAAAUCUUUCUAUUCUGGACAUGCCUCGUUCUCCAUGUACUCCAUGCUAUACCUCACUUUUUAUCUACAAGUGAGGCUCACAUGGCGCGGUGCCCGCAUUUUGCGCCCUCUGGUGCAGUUCGUUCUGAUCCUCGUGUCCCUGUACACUGGUUUCACCCGUAUCUCUGACUACAGGCACCACCCGUCAGAUGUGGUUGUUGGUUUCCUGCAGGGGGCGCUGGUCGCAUACUGGGUGGUUUUUCACAUUUCCGACCUGUUUAGCAAGAAGCAAUCAGAGUACGUCACUGUCCCUCCUAGACCCGAGACCCCCGAAACUUUCACCAACUGUUAAACUCCAAGACAGGGCGAGAAAGCUUGGUCUGCGGUCAGGAGGGAGACAAGUCGGGUGGGCCACGCCCCACACCUUAUGCGACAUUGCACAACCAGCGGAGCAGAAAGGAAGCAGAACAGGUUAAAGAUGGAAGCCGUGAGGGUUUCACAUCCUGGUGAAUGUGGCAUAACGGUUGCACCACGGACUGAUUGUUAUUAGCUCUGCUGAACAAACCUUCUCCUGUCUUAGAAUGGAGAACUUGUACAGUAAAAUACUCACCCUCAAUACCAACAAAGAGUAUCGUCACUACAAUAAGUGGACCAUCAACAGCACUUCUGGGGCCCUGCACAAUUACCUUACCCAACAGAACAGAGUGCACAUGGAUGUUUCAUGGGAAGUAUGUAAAAAUACCACAAACCAAAUUGUUUGUUAUUGGCACUUCAGACCGAAACCAUUUUAUACACUUUUUGGAUUUAAUUUGCAAAAGGAUACCAAAGCAGUUCACCCACUGGAACCAGCCUCAGAAUAAGUUCUAACAACCCUUUAGACUAAUGUUUCAGUGUAAAUUCUGGCCAAACCAGUGUUCACAAAGCAUAAGCCAUAUGUUGACCCCUAGCUGCAUCAAACAGGUCUAACUUCAUCUGCUGUGAUGGUGGACUACACUAGUAAGACACAGCACACCGCCCCCCACCACAGCCACCAUCUUCUAGACAAUUUUAGGACUUCGUAUAACUCCACCCAUUACAUAAACAAUGUUGCUGUUACAAGGCAUUCAUUUUUGGCAAUAUUUGUGGUGCAAGGCAAUGUUGUCCUCUAUCACACAACAUAUUUUACAAAUUUACAGGGGUUUUUGUGUGUGUAUAUUGUUUAAAAGAAUCACUGAUGAGACACCACUGGUAUUAAUUGGCUGCACAGACAUUUCUAUUAAAAAGACACCAUUUCAAUACUGGUAUUAUGCUCACGGCACCCAAAGCAUAUUCUCAGGUGACUGUGGAGCUACUGUACCUGGCUGUGGAGCCUAACAGGUAUUUUCCAUAAAAACUAAUGACAGCUUUCUGUUUGGGUUUGGGAGUCUCUAAGAUCCCAUGGUGUUCCCUUCAGCCCUAAGGAUAUAUAAUAAAAGUGCCCUGGAAUGAUGUAUAUGUACGUUUGUGGGUGAAUGUGUGCAACUGGCUGGCCAGUUCUGCAUAAAACAAAAGUAAAAUACAUAUUUUUAUCCUUAUUGUAUAUUGUUCCUGUACUGGCUACAAUUGUUAUCUGAUACCGUAUAAAAGAAUGAUAUGAAAUC
This is a messenger RNA of Xenopus laevis (African clawed frog), 2543 nucleotides long. RefSeq names its product provisional ortholog of phospholipid phosphatase 3 S homeolog. The transcript has 6 exons. The record is from RefSeq and is a predicted model, not a curated record. Bases 356 to 1276 code for a protein of 306 amino acids. Gene Ontology annotation, cellular component: membrane; plasma membrane. Gene Ontology annotation, molecular function: phosphatidate phosphatase activity. Gene Ontology annotation, biological process: signal transduction; phospholipid metabolic process; phospholipid dephosphorylation. NCBI's taxonomy places the organism in Eukaryota, Metazoa, Chordata, Amphibia, Anura, Pipidae.